UAAUUUCACUAGAAAUCCGUUAUCUAUUUACUACUUUUGCUAUCAGAAGAAAGGUUUACAAAUUUUUCUAUGGAAGGCGACCAUCCAUCCCCUCGACCACGAAAGGUGCUUGGCGCUUCUCACAGCAAUAUACCUCGACCUAAAGUUUCCGCUACUGUACAAGCUGCUCGCAGUCUCAAGCGUAGAAGCAUUGGUACACUCAAUAAUCAACCGAGAGGCGCACCUCCACCAAAAAGGACCGCUACUAGUGCAUCUACUUCCAGACACUAUUCAGUGACCGCUCCUCUCCCGGAUCAUAUGAGAACGGGCAGAGCCACAAUGGCGAGCACUAGCUUGCAACGCUCUACCGUCACCACUCCCGGUAAUGUCCCGCGGUAUCUACACACAACAACCUCACUGGCGAGACGAAAUAAUGUAUCGUUGACAGCAGCAAGAACUCAGGAUGCGCGCCCACCAAGUAGCACAGCACGUCGGUCUACGUCAGUUACCCGCGAAGAUGCACGUACAGCAGAACUGCGGACGAAAUUACAGACCGCGGAAGCCGAAGUCAAUAAGCUGACUGCUGAAAACGAUCUCAUGAAGAGCCAGAUAACACUGAAAGACCAGAGCAUAACUACUCUACAGAGCUCUAUAGAAUGCAUUCGAGAAGCACUUGCGUUGAAAGACACUCAGAUUGGCACUAUGCAAGUGACACUGGACGCGGAGAAAUCGAAGUCCUCGGUUGUGCAGAUGAAGAAUGAGCAGCUUGAAAAUGAGCUUAGAGAGUCGAAAUUGGAGAACGAGAAAUUGAAGGCAGAGCUAAUCAACAAACGGACUGAACUCCUCGAGAAGGAUGAGACAAUAAGGACUCUAAACAACGAUGUGGUCGACUUAAAAGGACAGAUUCGAGUUGUAGUACGCGUCAGACCUUCACUUGGAAAAGAAAGGGAUGCUCCCAUCACUCACAUCAGCUACCCCGCAAUAUCCUCAAUCAAGCUGGAUCAGGGGAAAUUAUCGCAAACCUACGACUUCCAGAGCGUUUUUGGUCCAAACAUGACUCAGGCAAGAUUGUUCGCCGACGUGGAGGAGUUGAUUCUGUCUUGUUUACAUGGAUAUAACGUUUCGAUAAUUGCCUAUGGGCAAACAGGAAGUGGGAAGACCUUCACUAUGAGAGGAGGUGAUGGUGAUUCUGCCGGAAUAAUUCCUCGCGCGGUUCGGUUCCUUUUUCGUUCAAGAGACAAGCUUUCAGACUUAGAUUGGGUUUUUGACUUCGAAGCUUCAUUCCUGGAAGUGUACAACGAAGAAGUAUACGAUUUGCUGGCCAACAGAAACAAACUAGAGGUGAAGAUUGGGUCUGGAGUUACGGUUAUUACCGGUCUCAAGCAGCGCAGAAUUGUGGAUGAGGAGGAUAUUGAAAGUAUACUUGCCGUAGCGGAUCGCACAAGGUCUACUGCUUCUACAAAGUGCAACGAGCAAUCCAGUAGAAGCCAUGCCGUUUUUGCUCUCGCCAUUCACGGGACCAAUGGAACGACAGGAGUAUGCCGCAGCGCCACUUUGCAUCUCGUUGAUCUUGCCGGAUCCGAGCGCGUGAAAGAGUCUGGGGCUGAAGGCGACCGCUUUAAGGAGACGACAUAUAUCAAUUCCGCCUUGUCAAACCUUCAAAACUGUAUUCGUAGUCAGCUGAAUAAGAGCACCCACAUCCCCUAUCGGAAUUCUAAAUUAACAAUGUUAUUGCGGGACUCUCUUGGAGCAGGCAAUUCCAAGACCCUAGUCAUUGUAACUUUAAACCCAGCCAUAACACAGGCUGGGGAAACCAAACGUAGCUUGGACUUCGCUCAGCAGAUGAGCGUCACAAAGAUUGGAUGCGCCAAGAAACAAGAACAGUGAUCUUUAUUCUUUUUCUCUUUCUUAACUGGAUGUAGCACAUUUUUUCUGGUUUGCAUGCUGAUCGCUAGGUAGACAUAAUACUCUCAUUCAUCUCAAUUUUUGAUCCUUCUUAACGAAAUUAACGAUCUCUCAAAAACGAUCAAACUUGUGAAUAUUCUAUGUGAUAUCUUAUUAUUGGCUAAAUACUUAAUGUAUUGAGAAUUGGUGCUUAAAUGCUCUUUGUACCAUACGUUUAUUAUAAAAGGUUUUAUUUG
Molecule: messenger RNA, 2120 nt
Organism: Cylicocyclus nassatus
Lineage: Eukaryota; Metazoa; Nematoda; Chromadorea; Rhabditida; Strongylidae
Source: the annotation of a GenBank genome assembly